AAGAUAACUAAACUCUACUACGCUGUCAAAGUGACGAUUCCCAACGACGGGGAAGGGGCUAGAUAUAUCCUUUAAUUCUUCAUCCCCGAUAUUUCCUGUUCUUUCGACAGAACCUCUGAUAAAGUCUAAACGCCGGCUCGGAUACGACAUCGGCCAUCCCGAGAAGUUGCAGGAAUAACCAUGGCAACACGCAAUUCGCACCGCUUGUCCUUGCAAGUGCUCCGAUCUUUGACCAUCAGCAAACAGUUCAUACGGACGGUUCAUAAAGGUGCACCCGCCCCUUCUCCGCCGUCGCCAACACCCUUUGUUCCUGACGUCCAAACCUUUCUUACACUAAUCGGCCGUGGUAUGUCCAAACAUGCGAGCAAGCUGCCUUCCUGGGAUGAGCUUUUUACUCUAAGUUCCACCGAACUUCGGGAAUUGGGAAUUGAGCCUGCACGUCAGCGGCGAUAUUUGCUUCGCAAGAGGGAGAAGUUCAGGAAGGGGAUCUAUGGCCCCGGUGGAGACCUGGAAAACGUGGUCGAUGGCGUUGCGCAGCUCCGAAUUGUUGAAGUUCCGCUCGAGCUUAAAGAUACAAUCUCAAAAAAUGAAAGCUCGCGUUCUGUGAAUUCCUCGGCUACGUUGACACCCGGGAUGAAACGAGUCGUCGUCAACAUCUCACCAGAUGCUACCAACUACACCCAUGACCCAACAAAAACCCCGAAGAAGUUUGCGCACAUGAAGAUCAUCAACGGCUCAAUUAUUAGCGGUCCAUUUCUUCAACCGCUUAAAGGCUCAAAUGGUCGUGCAGCCCUGAUUAAGGUUGAGGAGGGUAUGUGGGAAGACAAGCUUGGCCACAAAGUGGACGGUGGUGAAAGGCGACGUGCUGAAGUCAGGGCCAAGAAGCGAAGCGAAGAGAGGAAGAAGGGCAUCUAGAUCUAUAGGAUGCAGUGCCUAUACAUUACUUGUUUACUCCUACUGUAUCUCAAACGGGGCGCCAAUGUUGAAUUACCUCAAAUGUACUAUAUUUUUGAAACAUCGACUGUUCUUGU
This is a messenger RNA of Aspergillus ibericus CBS 121593, 1031 nucleotides long. RefSeq names its product mitochondrial 37S ribosomal protein mS41. Lineage: Eukaryota; Fungi; Ascomycota; Eurotiomycetes; Eurotiales; Aspergillaceae. The transcript has a single exon. Bases 181 to 915 code for a protein of 244 amino acids. Gene Ontology annotation, cellular component: mitochondrion. The record is from RefSeq and is a predicted model, not a curated record.